Messenger RNA from Caenorhabditis remanei, 330 nucleotides. RefSeq lists its product as uncharacterized. The record is from RefSeq and is a predicted model, not a curated record. NCBI's taxonomy places the organism in Eukaryota, Metazoa, Nematoda, Chromadorea, Rhabditida, Rhabditidae. Bases 1 to 330 code for a protein of 109 amino acids. The transcript has 3 exons.
AUGCUCAGCUUCUCGCGACUCACCUUCGUUCUUCUUGUCUCCGCAUGCGUCAUGGCUAUGGCCGCACCAAAACAAAUGGUGUUCGGUUUCGGCAAGCGCUCAAUCGACAUGAGCGAGAUGCCAGAAGACGUUCCAAUGAAACGCUACAAGCCAAGAAGUUUCGCAAUGGGAUUCGGAAAGCGUGCCGCAAUGAGAAGCUUCAACAUGGGAUUCGGGAAGAGAUCCGCUGAGCCACAGUUCGACAACGAAGAGAUGCCUGCCUUCUUUGAGGAGGAAACCCCAGUCUUCAUCCAAAAACGCAAGUUGAUCAUGGGCCUUGGAAAAAGAUAA